Messenger RNA from Bombus impatiens (common eastern bumble bee), 1607 nucleotides. It is a transcript of the gene Daao2, whose product is annotated as D-aspartate oxidase. Bases 540 to 1562 code for a protein of 340 amino acids. Gene Ontology annotation, molecular function: D-amino-acid oxidase activity; FAD binding. The transcript has 7 exons. The record is from RefSeq and is a predicted model, not a curated record. Lineage: Eukaryota; Metazoa; Arthropoda; Insecta; Hymenoptera; Apidae.
AGAUGCGAAAUUUAAAGUAUUAUGCUCCGUUUAUCGUUGGUGCGCCACGAAACGAGCAUCGCUUGGACCUCGACAUGGUAAUUUUUUCACAACAGUUUCCGCGCGCUGACUUCCGCGAUUCCCAUAUUCUAGCAUAAUAUUGUCGGGCUGUGAAGUGGCAUUAUGCUAGGAAUAUGUGGUAUCGUAAGUUCAUCGUAAUCUUCCAUUUAAAAGAAAUUAAGAUAAAUCACUGUUCGUUCUUGAAGACUUUAUAGCUUAAAAAUUAAUCGGUAUUUGGAUGUUCUUCAACAUCGAGGAAUCGUAGUGUUCUUAAUGUGUAUAGCUAAUCAGUCGAUUUGUUUCUAUUUAUCUUCGCUUGAUGCAAUUCGAAGAGCGGCGGUUAUUUAUAUACCGCGAUUUACGAAUACAAAAUGACGGGGUUAUCGUUCGAGUCAUGCAAUUUUUAUUUUUUUUAAACAUCUUUGACGAAUGCUGCUACGAGAAGCAUUAGUUACGUUUGGAGGUUUGUCGUGAAAUUAUAUAUCGGAUUUGCGUUUGAAAUGCGCGUGGCAGUGGUGGGCGCCGGUGUGAUCGGCAUGACAAGUGCGUUCGCGGUGAAAAGCAGUUUUCCACAAUUCGAGGUGCAAAUAUUUUCGGAUAAAUUUUCACCAGCUACCACCGGCGACGGAAGUGCCGGUAUAUGGAGUCCUUAUCUUCUCGGAAACACUCCUUCUGACAAAAUAUCACAAUGGAGUGAAAUCACGUAUCGAUGGUUGGAAAACUUUUGGAAAGCGGGCUUGGCUUCUGAAAUAGGACUCUCCUUGAUACCGAUGUACCGUGUUACCAGUAAUCCCGAUGGUUUCCUCGAUCUAGCCUGGACGAAAGUGGUGUACGGCGCGUACGAACUAAAUCCCAGUGAAUUGGAGAAACUAAACGCAGAGUGGAAUGCCAAUUAUAAACACGGAUGGAUGUUCCUGACGUAUACGUGCGAGCCAGUUAAAUUGUUGCCUUGGUUAAUGAAACGAUUCCUCCAAAUAGGCGGAAAACUACGAAACAGGAAAAUUCACACGUUCAACGAACUAAUCGACGAUGGAUACGAUUUAAUAAUAAACUGUAGCGGCCUCGGUGCACGUAAACUCGUGGGUGAUAACGCCGUGAAGUCUAUCAGAGGUCAAGUUGCUAGGGUGACGGCAUCCUGGGUAAUGCACGGGUUAUUGGUAGACGACGACGAUGGCAAUUACAUAAUACCGAACAUCGACAGUGUAGUGUUGGGUGGUACGCACCAGGAGAACGAUUUCGACCUCACACCACGAAAAGAAGACUCAGAAUUCAUUUAUAACGGAUGUGUGCGCAUUUUACCUGCUCUGAAAGGAGCUGAAAUAGCGAAGGAGUGGGUUGGCCUGAGACCUGGAAGGUACCAAGUUCGUAUUGAAGCUGAAGUUUGCAGGUCUUCUCAAGGCAGACAAGUUACGAUAAUACACAAUUACGGACACGGAGGGAGUGGCGUGACGUUGUGCUGGGGCUGUGCUUUGAACGUUGUGAACAUCGUAGAGAAUACGACGAGUUUGAAAUCGAAUCUGUAAAGUCUUAGAUAAGCGAAAGAUAAUAAAAGAUCUUUUUCCAAAGAA